ACCCCCGUGCAGCCAGCACGCGGCAGCCUCGCAGCGAGUCGCGACCAGGCGACUACGGUGACCCCAAGUGACCCGUAGGGAACCAAAGUGAUCCCAAGUGGCCCGUAGGGACCUACAGUGACCCCAAGUGACCCGUAGAAGCCUAAAGUGACCCCAAGCCACGACCUUAAGUUGUGUGACCUACAGUGGUAGGUGGUGACCCAAAGUGGGUAUGUGUGAAGUGGUGACCCAAGUGGUAACCCGAAGGGACCUAAAGUGAUCCACAGUAGUGACCCGAAGUGCCCGCACCGCGCACCCGUUCCAGUGACGUGCGCACGUCGUUCUCUCCACGCCUCGUCGCCCCCCGCGGGGCCGCCCUGGGGCCCCCGACAGGCGCCAUGGCCUCCGUCGGCACCAUCUUGAAGAGCGCCAGGAGCUGGGCGGACGACGACGAGUGACGAACCAGUGCAGAGAGCCAAGACGCGAAUGCGCGAAACGAGGGGAAAAUCAGAACCCUCGCCAGUGGGAGUGAGAAGGAGGGCAGUGAUGAGUGCGACACUUUGAGCAGUUGUUUUUGUUGUUUCGCCGGCGAAGAAGAAAACGUGCCUGCAGCGUCGGUGGAGCAUUCGGAACAAAUCCCGGUGACGCCGUGACGCCCCCGCCAUGGACAAGAAGCUGACGGUGGAGGACCUCGAGAUGACGUCCCCGCGACGCGAGAACGGCGGCCCGGCCAGCGGCCUGUCGCUGUGCCGCUCCUUCAGCCUGCGCGCGCCGGACCCAAGCAGCCAGCUGGCGUCGGCCUACCGCAACCAGGACCUGGAGACCUUCAGCGAGCUGCUCUCGGGCUCGCCGCCCGAGGUGGACCCGGACCACUGGUUCGACGACCCCAACUUCGCCACCAUGCUGGACCUGGCGGCGCGCGACGACGGGCGCGCCGAGUACGUGCGCGUGCUGCUGGAGGCGGGCGCCGACCCCAACCGCGUCAACCGCGUGCGCAAGAAGGCGCCGCUGCACCUGGCCGCCGAGGCCGGCAACGCCGCGUCGCUGGAGCAGCUGCUGCAGGCCAAGGGCCUGGACGUCAACAAGCAGGACAGCGCCGGCUGCACCGCGCUGCACCUCGCCGCCAAGGAGGACGCCGCCCACGACGCGCAGAGCGGCAGGGGCGAGCUGCAGCACCGCUACCGCAGGUGGGUGCACUGGGAAACCGAGAGCGGAGAACGCCACACUGGAAACGCGGAGGCAUGGGACUUCCAGCGAAGGGGGCGCUCAAAAGUCAUUGUCCAAGGUCCGAAAAAGUCAAUUUUUCAGUCAAAAAAGUCAUCCAAAGUCAAAGUCACUCCACUCAAAAAGUCAAAAAAAAGUCAAUCAAUUCUUCUAGCUUUUGGGGAGAUAUUGCCUAAAUUCAAGGGGUUAACGCCACGAUACGCCUUGAAAAAGUCGAAAAAGUCACCAAAAAGUCUUUAAAGUCCGUACAAAAGUCAGAAAGUCAGAGACAAGUCAAAAAGUUAAGGACAAGUCGAAAAAGUCACCAUUGAAAUUAGUCACAGUCAGCCAAUCUAGUCUCAAGUCAUUGUCCACCUUCCCAUCCAGUGGCGCCCCCCUCGACUUUCGGUCUCUGCACUUGGAAGCGCACACUUGGUUUGACAGUGUCCACGCACAAAGCUCCUUGCUCGACGGGGAGGUGCCAAGACACUCGUCUAACUUUGC
Messenger RNA from Thrips palmi, 1686 nucleotides. RefSeq lists its product as uncharacterized. Gene Ontology annotation, cellular component: nucleus; cytoplasm. The transcript is spliced from 3 exons. Gene Ontology annotation, molecular function: protein binding. NCBI's taxonomy places the organism in Eukaryota, Metazoa, Arthropoda, Insecta, Thysanoptera, Thripidae. The record is from RefSeq and is a predicted model, not a curated record. The coding region runs from base 643 to 1443 and encodes 266 amino acids.